UUGGGUUUGGAAGAUAAGACUAGGAGGUUGUAUGACAAGGCAGUAAUCGGAUUACCUGGAUUGUUUGCAAAGAAUGAUGAGCAUUGCCCUUUAAAGAGGUGCAGUGACUUGUUUGGAUUUAUACUCUCUGGAUCACUCUACAAGUUCUUGGAGCCUAUGGUGUUGGAUAUGUGCAAGUGAUACAGCAAUCUGAUAUCUAGUGAUUUUGUGGCUUCUUGAUUGCUGUCUGUGCUCCCGCAGCCCAGAUGUGAUUGUUACCAGCCUUACCGAAGAAGGUGUCACAGUGCGGCUCUUUGUCGCACUCCACCCGAUAGCUUACUCCAAAAGGCAUCUUGGCCCGAGUGUCACAAGAUGGACAGUAGCCACACUCGGGACGAUACCAAUGCACCAAGUUACGACAGCAGCGACGAGUGGGAGAUAGGAUUGGGUAAUCUCAUCAUCGACCUUGAUGCUGAUCUAGAGAAAGAUGGUCACCAUGAAGGUGCUCCUGCGCAUCUGGAUGCCAGCCCCAUGAAGGUCGGCAAGAUGAAGAUCAAACGCAAAGUUAGCAGUAGUGUCACCAAAGGUGAAGGGGUUUCUCCUAUCACCGUUCGUAAGGACUCGAAUGCAAGCACAGGAUCCUCGCCCGCCAUGGACGAUGUAUCUGGUGCUUACGCCUCUCCGGAUCGGUCGGGGAGGACUGAAGACCUGAUUGGAAAGCCAAUGAAGAUUGUCGCAGCACCCUGCACCCAGAGUGGAAGUAGCAAUAGCAGUGGUGCUAAGCGAGAGAUGAAUCCCGGGUUAAAACUUGAUAAGCUCGUCCCGAACCUUGCAAUUAAACCCAUGGCAACCAUGAGCAACACGUUGCAGCUAAAGACUCCCAGUACGAACCUCCUCAACCCCUCUCCUGCUACCACGUCUACACCCCCUCAGAACCCUCCUCCAACCAGACCUAGCACCCUGCACCUACCUGGAGAAGGGAACAGUCAACAGAAGAGCCCUGGUGAGGAGGGGGAAGGAGAGGAGGCUAACAGUAAAAAGACCAAAAUGGAGAAAGACUGUAAGGUGGAUGGUGCGGUCGGGAAGAGGAGUGGAGAGGCCAGCUGUAGUGGAAGGAAACAUGGCGGAAAGAAGGCUAAGGUUGAUAAGCCUUUACGUCAUUCAGUAGCAGUGGAUACAAUGGACAUUGGUGUAGCGACGGAGCCUGAAUCCAUCGGACCAUGUGAACCUGGUACCUCCGUCAACUUAGAGGGCAUAGUUUGGCAUGAGACAGACCAAGGUGUGCUUGUUGUGAAUGUUACGUGGAGAAACAAGACGUAUGUUGGGACUUUGAUGGACUGUACACGACAUGAUUGGGCAGCACCAAGAUUCUGUGAUUCUCCAACAAGUGACAUGGAGAGCAGAGGCAAGGGUAGUGGACGUCCCAAGCGAGGAAGGAACAACAACAGUUCCAGCAAUGACCUCAGCAACUACACAGAAACUAGGUCCUCGAUCCACAGCAAGCUACGCAACUCAACUAAAGGACGACGCGGCAGUAACGCUUCCAACGGCACACGCACCCCUCCUUGCACCUUAGAUAAGAACACCAGCAAGAGAAAGACCAAAGAACCAGAUGUCGAGGAACCCGCGCCGACCAAUAAACGCCAGAAGACAGGUGUCCGACCAAACUCGUCUGCCAGCGAGGAUCGGCAUACUCCAGUACUUAUUGAAUGCCCACAGCCGAACUGUAAUAAAAAGUACAAGCACAAAAACGGCCUCCAUUACCAUCUCUCCCAUGCUCAUCACAAUAACUUAGACAAGGAUGGUAACUGGAGAGAAAGGACAGACUAUGACGAUGACAGCAAGUCAAAUGCUUCUGAUGAUGUGGGUGUGCCUCCUGUUCAGACAAAAGAUAAAAAGAAAGACUUGAAAGACAAGAAAGAAUCUUCUAAGGAGGAAGAGGAAGAGGAAAGGAUGGAGGUUGACAAGGGUGAUGUCAAAGCGAGCGUUACCCCAGAGGAGGAGAAUGCACCAAGUUUGCAACAGGGCGGUUCUCCAGAGGGAAACGUUGACAGCAGUAGUGAGACUACAGGUCAGAAGAAAAGUGAAUCAUCAAAGAGCAAAGAUGGUACAAAGAGUCCAAAGACACACAAAACACAUGUGGACAAGUUUACAGCGGGAAUGAAAUGUUUGGGUAUCCCAAAACCCAAAGAGGCUAAGUCUAGCCCUUCCAAAGCACCAAAGAACGAUGCUAGCGGAGAAAGAACAAGUAAGGGUGCCAAGAAACCUCCUGCAACCAGCUCAGAUAAAGAUUUGUCAAUAUUUGACUUCAAUUCUGCUCCUGAUGAGCAAAUGACAGCCAAUGCCACGCCUGGAAGCACACCUGAAAAACAUGUCAGUGUUAGUGUUAUACGACCCAACCCAGAGCCUACGACUGUCAAGUCAGAACCUGUUAGUCCCAAUACUAUUGCCAAAGCAGCAGCUGCAGCAGCAGAACAUGCCAAAGGACCAAAACAACAUUCAAAUACAACUAGCGACAAUGGGCCCGAGGAUAAGACCUCAAAAAAGACUGAUAAAGACAAAGUUAAAGCUGAUAAGCAUAAGAAAGCGAAGCAUGAGAAGGUGAUGGUGAAGGCAGGAAAGACAAUACGUCCAAUAGCUCCAGCUCCAUCACUGGCCUCUACUUCUAUUCCACCCACGACUCAAGCUCCACCUCCACAACUCAUAGCCAUACCAACUGCUCUUGUUCAAAACCCUGUGACUGUUUCAUGUGUACCCACUGCAAAUACUAUCCAAACAAAACCACAAGCAUCACUUGUUAGUCCCGCCUUGAAACCCAUACAGCCUAAGCCAGCUACUAUGAGUUCAGUACCAUCAAAUGAUGCCAGUGGUAACAUUUUAGCAAUGAAGGACAAAGAUAAGAAAUCCAAACAAAAGAAAAAGGUAAAAGGUGAUAAGGAGAGGGAAAGGGACAAGUUGCCAGGGUCUCCAGUGGACAGUUUGAAAGUUGCAAAGGAGCAGCUAGGUGAGCAGAGGAUUAAGAACAAUCCAUUGUUACCUGCUGUGCCAGAAACAAACAUUCUAAAGCAAGCCUUGACUGCAUCUGGUAUAGUUGAACCUGACAACAGUGAUAAGAACAAAUCAAUUGCUCCUGAUGUGUGGAAACGUGAUGGUAGUAAAAGUGAUGGACCUAUAGACAGAGUUACAAAAGUACUCCCAUCGCCACAGGAUAAACCUGCCAGUACUGCCCCUGUGAGCAAUGUGGCCAUGCCUCAGAUCCCAAAGUUGAUACCUACGAGCAGUGUGACUGUACCAACUAGUAGGCCCAUGAAACAACUUCCUCUGUCCUCCCAACACCCACAGCAUUUAAUGCAACCAAGUCAUCUUCAAAACCCAUCUCAACUUCAGCAACCCCAUCCUCACCAACCCUCUAUGUCCUUGGCUUCAGGGAUGAAGCUGUCAAAGCCAGAAACCACUGGCCAAGAUAGGGCUUCCUCAAACCUUUCUGUGCAUACAUCACUGGCCAAAGAUGGGCCUAGGAACACUCAAUUGUUGUCCCCUCCUAGCGGGAAUAGGACUGGAAACAUAAGUCCUGCUUAUUCAGACAUUUCAGAAGAUGGUGUAGAUGACCAAAAUAAACAGGCAAAACCCUCAGAGACUUUUUCCUUUGAAAGGCCAGACCAUCUGAAGCCUCACUCAGAAUCCUCACAGAGAAUAAAUGAAAGCAGUUUGGGAGGGGAACGUAUGCCAAUGUUUCAUAGUAAUGACAGAACAUCUGCAGAUAGUGUAGGAAGUGCAAGCAUUACACAAGGAAAGCCAACUCAUGAGAGAGACGAGGGGAGGAAAGGUGAUGCCAAAGACCAAAGUACUCCAAGGUCUUCUGUAAACACUUCCCUUCCACCUCCAGUACCUCACAUAUAUUCAGGUGGUCAUUACCCUUAUCUUCAUGGCUAUGUUAACAUGGACCCUUCCUAUCACAUGCGCUUGAUGGCUAGUGAUCCACAGUACAGACAACAGCAGGAGAGAAUUAUGGAAGACCACAGAAAGAGAGCUGAAAAGCAUAGAGGUCAGGAGGGUUCAGAAAAACCUGGUGAAAAUAAGGCUGAAAAUUAUGAAAAGAGGAGACCCAUCAUUAACAUUCAAACAGAACCUAUUACACCACCUCAGGCCCCAAGACAUCCAGACAGUAAAUCAAGAGACAAAGAACUUAUAACAAAGUCAAGACAUAUAGAGUUUUCAAAGAAAGAUGUAAGUUCACCUAGCACUGCAAGGACUCCUGAAAGUGACAAACAAAACAGUGCUAUGUUGCAUGAAAAGAGACACAGGGAAGAAAUGAGGCAGUAUUAUUUGUAUCAGCAGAAGUUAAUGGAACAGCCGCAGCACAGGCAGGCUGAUGAGCCUAGGAAAACUGUAGAACAGGAGAUGCGAAAAAAGGAAGGACAUGAGUUGUCAAAAAAGGACUUGCGUACCCCUGAGCCAGGGGAGAAGAGUAGAACCCCGACCCCUACUCAUAGAAAUGUGAGUACCCCCACCAAAGAAACAUCAGGUCGACUCAGUGCAGACCCGGACAAAAGAGACAGCAAGUCCCCCUCAGGAAAAGGGUCUAAACCUGAUGGUAAGAAGCUCAUAGAUGGGUACCCCUACCUCCAACCCCCUUACCCCUAUGGAACUAUCCCAUAUGACCCAUCCCAUCCAGCCUUCCAAUCUAUGGUGUAUCCAUCAUUCCUUCAUCCAGACCUCCGCUACCCUGCUGCUGGUGCAGGGGUUGGUCCUGCUUGGAAGUCACCCAGUGAUAAGGCUGGCUUUGAGCAGGAACCAGAGCGAAGCUCAUCCUCUCCGCAUAGUCUUUCCUCCAAGGGUGGGAAGUCACCUGACAAUCCAGACCUUCCAGCCCGGGCACUGGACGUCCUUCAGCAACAUGCCAACCAGUAUUUCAGUCCCCCUCAGAAGCACGGCUCCAACUCUCGCCCAAGAACACCCGAGAAAGGACGGACCACCCCGGUGCAGCGGUCCCGAUCGACAUCCCCAGCAGCCAGGAAGACACCUGAAACAUCAUCAACGUCGUCAUCUGUCUCAUCGAGCAGGGAAGAUGGGAAGAGAGCAACAGUACAUCAACACAUGCAUACACAUCAGCACACUCAUGUUGGGGUGCCAGUAGGAGUGACGUAUCCAGUACUGCCUUCAUAUGAUCCAUAUGUUAUGGCCAGUCAGCAAGCAGCAGCAGCUGCAGCAGCCAGUGCCAGUGCAGCAGCUGUUAAUCAAUACUCAAGAAGGGAAAAGUCAUCAUGAGCUGACUAAUGUUGAUGAAGUGAAUGGUUAUAGAAUUGGUGAUCAUCAAGGCUCAAAUAUCAUUCCUGGGGACUGCCCUUUUUUUAGCAAUGAUUGAUGAGUACAAACUUUUACCCAGAUGGGACUGAACAAUGAGAAAUAAACUUAUGGGACUAAGCACCAAACUCAAACACCACUAACAUUCUAUAUGGAACAAGAUAGAGCAGCUGAGAAUACCUUUUCAUUGUUCCUGUGGCCAAGAUGCAGUUCAUUGACACCAGAGUAAAGGAUGAAAUGAAGCACAUCUCAAGCAAAGAAUGUCAUCAGAUAUCACUUGAAAGGUUAUGGUGCAUUUCAGUAGCAGCAUCUGUAAGAACUUGUAAGAACAUCAUUGGGGAGCACUUUACAAGAACAUCAUUGAAGAAUUUGUAAGAACAUCACUGAAGAAUUCAUAAGAACAUCAUUGAACGAAUCAUCCCAAUGCCAAUCUGGCUUUUCCUACUAAUUGCAAUUUGCAACAAUUGUGCCAUUUGGUCUGUCAUUGUUUUUGAGAAAUGUAUGGAGAUGAAAAAUGAUUGAUCAUUUGAAUGUUAUUAUGAGUAUUAAGAUGUUAACAAGAUUGGCUCAUGUAUAGAUUGUACACAGGUAUACAGAUUGUACAAAUGUAGAGAAAGGUUGUGAUUUGUACAGAGAACGGUCAAUGAAGAAUUUUGACGGAUCAUGUUUUAGUGGAGUUUCUUCAUGUUUUACACUUGAUUUACUGCUCUCUACUGCUAUCCUCUAUUCUCCGGACUCUGUCUUUUUUCUGUCCGUCUGUCUCUCUUCUCUCUCACUUUCUCAAUCCUUGUCCUAAUAUGCCUUUAUGUCUCUUGGGGUUGAUCUUUCGGGGGGGGGGGCAAUAGUCUUGCAAUCACAACAGGCAUUCAUUACUCACGUAUUCUGUUGAUUUCGGUUACCCCAAUCAUGCCAUCAGUGUUUCACAGAUACUUCAUUGAGCUGUGUAUAAUUUUAUUAAUGUUUAGUAACGAGCUUUUUUAUUCUUAUAUCAUUUUGAGAUAUCCCUGUUAUCUGAGAAAUGCACAAAAUAUUGUUUGGUUGAAACAAAAACAGAAACAAGGAAACUUAGUGAAAAUAGUAAUGUUCUAGUGUCCUGAGGAUAUGUUCUUGGAAAAAAACAGUUAUACCAAUAAUUUGUUGGCUAAUCUAGGGCCCGUGACACAAAGCUUAACAAUCAUAGUAGAACUUUUUUUUACGAAUGAUUACAUUGACUACAAUGUACAAUAUAUCAUGAAAAUCAAGCGUACAAUUAUAAUAGCUAACCUUUUGUGUUGCAGGACCCUGUUUUAUCAAAUGCAAUGGUUAUCAGUGGUACCACUACCAGGGGUGAUUCACUAACAGCUCAAAACAAUUGUGAGAUAAACUCAAUUCUAUUAGACGUGAUACUUCUGAUGCCUCUAAUAAUUGAUUUCAGCUGUUAGGGGAUUACACCCAGUUGGAUGUAUACAUCAUUGAUCAUUCCGAAUCUUGAAUCCUCAGAUCUUCAUUUACUGUAGCAGUUUCAACCAAUUUUUUUAUUUUUUUUUAUUGUAUUGCAGUUACACACAAAAACAUUCUAAUCGCCUAGGGAAUAUCAAGGUGUAUAUGAUCUGAA
Molecule: messenger RNA, 6877 nt
Organism: Lytechinus variegatus (green sea urchin)
Lineage: Eukaryota; Metazoa; Echinodermata; Echinoidea; Temnopleuroida; Toxopneustidae
Product: zinc finger protein 608-like
Exons: 7
Coding region: 352-5247 (1631 amino acids)
Biological process (GO): regulation of transcription by RNA polymerase II
Cellular component (GO): nucleus
Source: RefSeq, a predicted model, not a curated record